AUGUUAUCCUGCUUUGUCUGGCUCGCCCUCCCCGACUUGGCUAACGCCUUUGUGACCCCAGGAAAGUUGCGCCUCAAUGGGAGCCUGGAGAAGACUUUUGCAGUCCCAAACGUGUCGGGUUUCUUUUCCUGGGACAAUGACAGCCUGGCCGACUGGCAGAGCUUUGUGGGCAGGAGCCGCUACGGAGCGGAGUCGCAGAGCCCCACGGUGAAAGCCCUGCUCAUCGCGGCGUACUCCUUCAUCAUCGUCUUCGCCCUCUUCGGCAAUGUCCUGGUGUGUCACGUUGUCAUCAAGACGAAGCGCGUGCACUCCGCCACCAGCCUGUUCAUUGUGAACCUGGCCGUCGCCGAUAUCAUGAUCACGCUGCUCAACACGCCUUUCACGCUGGCUCGUUUUGUGAACAGUACCUGGAUCUUUGGGAAGGGGAUGUGCCAUGUCAGUAGGUUUGCACAGUACUGCUCCCUCCACGUCUCUGCCUUGACCCUUACAGCCAUUGCUGUGGACAGGCACCAGGUUAUAAUGCACCCCCUGAAACCUCGCAUAUCUACUGGAAAAGGUGUUAUGUACAUCUGUGUAAUCUGGAUCAUGGCAACUUGUUUUUCCCUACCACAUGCUAUCUACCAGAAGCUCUUUACCUUUGAAUACAGUGAGGAUGUUACCCGGUGCCUGUGUCUGCCAGAUUUCCCUGAGCCCGCUGACCUCUUUUGGAAGUACCUUGAUUUAACAACCUUCAUUUUGCUCUAUGUCCUGCCCCUUCUGAUCAUCUCCGCUGCCUACGUGACAGUGGCAAAGAAGCUCUGGCUGCGCAACGUCAUCGGGGACGUCACCGUGGAGCAGUACUUCGUCCUUCGCAAGAAGAACAAGAAGACCAUCAAGAUGCUGAUGCUCGUUGUCGUCCUCUUCGCAGUCUGCUGGUUCCCCUUGAAUUGCUACGUCGUCCUCCUCUCCAGCCAGACCAUCCACACCAACAACGCCCUGUACUUCGCCUUCCACUGGUUUGCAAUGAGCAGCACCUGCUACAACCCCUUCAUCUACUGCUGGCUCAAUGACAGCUUCCGAUCGGAGCUAAAGGCUUUGCUCAGCAUGUGCAGAAAACCCCCCAGGCCCACGGAGCAGAAGCUUCCCUCCACAGUACCAUCCUACCGACUGGCUUGGUCAGAAAACGGCAACUUCAAGAGGCUGCGGGCCUCCCAUGUCCUUCCACCAUCCUCCACCAUCCAGUCAGGAAAGACAGACAUCUCUGCAGUUGAGCCAAUAGUAGCUGUGAGCUGA
This is a messenger RNA of Pyrgilauda ruficollis (rufous-necked snowfinch), 1272 nucleotides long. It is a transcript of the gene GPR83, whose product is annotated as G protein-coupled receptor 83. Gene Ontology annotation, molecular function: neuropeptide Y receptor activity. The transcript has 4 exons. Gene Ontology annotation, cellular component: membrane. Bases 1 to 1272 code for a protein of 423 amino acids. The record is from RefSeq and is a predicted model, not a curated record. Gene Ontology annotation, biological process: neuropeptide signaling pathway. Lineage: Eukaryota; Metazoa; Chordata; Aves; Passeriformes; Passeridae.